Messenger RNA from Musa acuminata subsp. malaccensis (wild Malaysian banana), 2488 nucleotides. Its product is annotated as LRR receptor kinase BAK1. Gene Ontology annotation, molecular function: ATP binding; protein kinase activity; protein binding. Gene Ontology annotation, biological process: protein phosphorylation. Lineage: Eukaryota; Viridiplantae; Streptophyta; Magnoliopsida; Zingiberales; Musaceae. The record is from RefSeq and is a predicted model, not a curated record.
AACGAUCAAAGGACAGGGUUCUCGGUGCAUCUUAUUUCCUUAAAGAAACUAAGAACAGCGGCGGUGGACGCAACGCACUGCAGCAGAUCCCCUUCCAACCAACGGAGUCGGUUUUGUCGAUGCCUUUUCGCUUCCAUCCCACCUCGUCGCCUUUGGAUCCCCAAUCCGACCACCUCUGCCUAUAACGGUUCUCCCGGCGAGGAAUGGUGAAGCAUCCCGGCUUCGCGAGUGGUAGUCUUCUUUAGCCGGUUGCGGAGAUGGGUUUCGUGUGGUCGUUGCUGGAGAAUUGCGGAUUGCGGAUCUUUUGCUUGGCGUGGCUGCCGGUGGAGUUGUCGCGUGGGUAUCUUCGGUUCGUUUUGGUGUUCUAUGCCUUGGCUAGGGUUCUCGCCAACAUGGAAGGUGAUGCUUUGCACAAUCUCAAGACCAACUUAAUUGAUCCUAAUAACGUGCUACAGAGCUGGGAUCCAACUUUGGUCAAUCCAUGUACGUGGUUCCAUGUCACUUGUAACAAUGACAAUAGUGUUAUUAGAGUUGAUCUUGGUAAUGCUCAGCUUUCUGGUACUUUGGUCCCCGAUCUUGGUCAGUUGAAAAAUCUGCAGUAUCUGGAACUUUACAGCAACAAUAUUAGCGGGACGAUACCUAGUGACCUUGGAAAUCUGAUGAACUUGGUCAGCUUGGAUCUUUACCUGAACGGCUUCACUGGUGAAAUUCCUGAGUCAUUGGGGAAGCUAACAAAGCUGCGUUUUCUCCGGCUUAACAAUAAUAGUUUGUCGGGUCCCAUUCCUAAGUCUUUGACUAAUAUCACUGCUCUCCAAGUUCUGGAUUUGUCAAAUAACAACCUGUCUGGUGAAGUUCCAUCAACUGGGUCCUUCUCACUGUUUACUCCAAUAAGUUUUGCUAACAACCCUCUUUUAUGUGGCCCGGGUACAACAAAGGCUUGUCCUGGUGCUCCUCCCUUAUCCCCGCCACCUCCCUUUGUUCCUCCAAUUCCACUGUCAUCCCAAGGAAGUAGUGCUUCUAGCACUGGCGCAAUUGCUGGGGGAGUUGCUGCUGGUGCUGCUUUGGUUUUUGCUGUUCCUGCUAUAGUGUUUGCAUGGUGGCGGCGUCGUAAGCCACAAGAACAUUUCUUUGAUGUACCUGCUGAAGAGGACCCAGAAGUUCAUUUGGGCCAGCUUAAAAGAUUUUCCCUGCGAGAAUUACAAAUUGCAACUGAUAAUUUUAGCAACAAGAACAUCCUGGGAAGAGGAGGAUUUGGGAAAGUCUAUAAAGGACGACUUGCAGAUGGUUCACUUAUAGCAGUAAAGAGGCUAAAAGAGGAACGCACUCCAGGUGGGGAACUCCAAUUCCAAACAGAAGUUGAGAUGAUUAGCAUGGCUGUGCAUCGGAACUUACUUAGGCUUCGUGGCUUUUGUAUGACACCCACUGAACGGUUGCUUGUGUAUCCUUAUAUGGCUAAUGGAAGUGUUGCAUCACGCUUAAGAGAGCGGCCGCCAUCUGAGCCACCACUUGAGUGGGCAACACGACGACAGAUUGCGUUGGGUUCUGCAAGAGGGCUGUCCUACCUGCACGAUCAUUGCGAUCCUAAAAUCAUUCAUCGCGAUGUUAAAGCUGCAAAUAUAUUGUUGAAUGAGGACUUUGAGGCUGUUGUUGGAGACUUUGGCUUAGCUAAACUAAUGGACUACAAGGAUACCCAUGUAACAACUGCUGUCCGUGGAACUAUAGGACAUAUAGCUCCAGAGUACUUGUCAACUGGAAAAUCCUCGGAGAAGACUGAUGUUUUUGGCUAUGGAAUCAUGCUUUUGGAACUGAUUACAGGGCAAAGGGCAUUUGAUCUUGCUCGACUUGCAAAUGAUGAUGAUGUUAUGUUGCUUGACUGGGUAAAAGGACUACUAAAAGAGAAAAAGCUGGAGAUGUUGGUUGAUCCUGACCUGCAGAACCAGUAUAUUGAGGCUGAGGUGGAGUCUCUCAUCCAAGUGGCUUUGCUGUGUACUCAAGGUUCUCCAAUGGAACGACCAAAAAUGUCAGAGGUGGUGAGGAUGCUUGAAGGCGAUGGUCUUACCGAGAAGUGGGAGGAGUGGCAAAAGGUUGAAGUGGUCAGACAAGAGGAGCUGGUCCCACGUCAUCACAACGAAUGGAUUUUAGACUCCACCGACAACCUUCAUCCAGUUGAAUUAUCUGGACCUAGAUGACCACUAGAUGAAAAAUGCUACGAACCAUCUAAAAUCUCCUACUUUUCAUGCAUUUCAUGUCUUCCGUGACCAUAUUCUACAUCUCGAAGGGAGUUGGUAUUGUGUAAAUUAAUUUAUGGGUCCAUUGUGUCAUGUGUGUUUUCCAUUAAAGUGUAUUUUUUAGUGAGAUAAUGUUACAAUUCUCUUCUUGCAAGUGGCAGAUUUGGUGCCUCUUGCUAGAAUGUAUGUUUCACGUGUACUAACACAAACUUCUGUUGUCCAUGUACAGAAUGGUACUCAAACUUUGCUUGUUUGUCAAA